Felis catus (domestic cat) is the source of this 6475-nucleotide messenger RNA. It is a transcript of the gene UNC5D, whose product is annotated as unc-5 netrin receptor D. The transcript has 18 exons. Lineage: Eukaryota; Metazoa; Chordata; Mammalia; Carnivora; Felidae. Gene Ontology annotation, cellular component: membrane. The coding region runs from base 272 to 3148 and encodes 958 amino acids. The record is from RefSeq and is a predicted model, not a curated record. Gene Ontology annotation, biological process: netrin-activated signaling pathway. Gene Ontology annotation, molecular function: netrin receptor activity; protein binding.
AGCGGUGCUGCGGAAACGACGCGCGACUCCGGUGGCGGCCGCGGCGGCAGCGGUCGCCCCGCCGCGGGAAGCUAUGGGGGCGCGUGCAGGCUCCCGGUGCCCGGCCAGCGGCGGCUCGGAGCGCGCUGCCCCGAGGCUGUAGGGAGCCGCCGUGGAUCAGUCACUCGCUGAAGACCUCCGGGACCCGCUCGUCUCGGCCCCCGGCUCGCCGUGCCUCUCCCAGGCGCCCGGGGCGUGGAAGAGGAGCCGGACUCCGAGCGGGGCGAGGAGCAUGGGGAGAGCGGCAGCCGCAGGAGGAGGCGCUGGAGGGGCGCGCCGGUGGCUCCCGUGGCUGGGGCUCUGCUUCUGGGCGGCGGGGGCUGCGGCUGCCCGAGGAGCUGACAAUGGUGAAGCCCUCCCCGAGUCCAUCCCCUCAGCUCCUGGGACACUGCCUCAUUUCAUAGAGGAGCCAGAUGAUGCUUAUAUCAUCAAGAGCAACCCCAUCGCACUGAGGUGCAAAGCGAGACCAGCCAUGCAAAUAUUCUUCAAAUGUAAUGGCGAGUGGGUCCAUCAAAAUGAGCACGUCUCUGAGGAGAGUCUGGAUGAGAGUUCAGGCUUGAAGGUCCGGGAGGUGUUUAUCAACGUCACCAGGCAGCAGGUAGAGGACUUCCACGGGCCAGAGGACUACUGGUGCCAGUGCGUGGCAUGGAGCCACCUGGGGACCUCCAAGAGCAGGAAGGCCUCCGUGCGCAUAGCUUAUUUAAGGAAAAACUUCGAACAAGAUCCACAGGGAAGGGAGGUGCCCAUUGAAGGCAUGAUAGUGCUGCAUUGCCGGCCACCCGAGGGAGUCCCUGCUGCUGAGGUGGAAUGGUUGAAAAAUGAGGAGCCCAUUGACUCCGAGCAAGAUGAAAACAUUGAUACCAGGGCUGACCACAACCUCAUCAUCCGGCAGGCGCGCCUCUCCGACUCCGGCAAUUACACCUGCAUGGCAGCCAACAUCGUGGCCAAGAGGAGGAGCCUGUCAGCCACGGUGGUGGUUUAUGUGAAUGGAGGCUGGUCUUCCUGGACAGAGUGGUCAGCCUGCAAUGUUCGCUGUGGUAGAGGAUGGCAGAAACGUUCCCGGACCUGCACCAACCCAGCUCCUCUCAAUGGUGGGGCCUUUUGUGAGGGAAUGUCAGUGCAGAAAAUAACGUGCACUUCUCUUUGUCCUGUGGAUGGGAGCUGGGAAGUAUGGAGUGAAUGGUCAGUCUGCAGCCCAGAGUGCGAGCAUUUGCGGAUCCGGGAGUGCACGGCACCACCCCCAAGAAACGGGGGCAAAUUCUGUGAAGGGCUCAGCCAGGAAUCUGAAAACUGCACAGAUGGUCUCUGCAUUCUAGAUAAAAAACCUCUUCAUGAAAUAAAACCCCAAAGAUGGAGUAGGAGAGGCAUUGAGAAUGCCAGCGACAUUGCUUUGUACUCGGGCUUGGGCGCUGCCGUGGUGGCCGUUGCAGUCCUGGUCAUUGGUGUCACCCUUUACAGACGGAGCCAGAGUGACUAUGGCGUGGACGUCAUCGACUCUUCUGCAUUGACAGGUGGCUUCCAGACCUUCAACUUCAAAACAGUCCGUCAAGGUAACCCCCUGCUUCUGAAUUCCUCCAUGCAACCAGACCUCACGGUCAGCCGAACAUACAGCGGGCCCAUCUGCCUACAGGACCCGCUGGACAAAGAACUCAUGACAGAGUCUUCACUCUUUAACCCUUUGUCCGACAUCAAAGUCAAAGUUCAGAGCUCAUUCAUGGUUUCCCUGGGAGUGUCUGAAAGAGCUGAGUACCAUGGCAAGAAUCAUUCCGGGACUUUUCCCCAUGGAAACAACCGUAGCUUUAGUACAAUGCACCCCAGAAAUAAAACACCCUACAUCCAGAAUCUAUCAUCACUUCCCACAAGGACAGAACUGAGGACCACUGGUGUCUUUGGCCACUUGGGAGGACGCUUAGUCAUGCCAAAUACAGGGGUGAGUUUGCUCAUACCACAUGGCGCCAUCCCAGAAGAGAAUUCUUGGGAGAUUUAUAUGUCCAUCAACCAAGGUGAACCCAGCCUCCAGUCGGAUGGAUCUGAGGUGCUCCUGAGUCCUGAAGUCACCUGUGGCCCCCCAGACAUGACCGUCACCACACCCUUUGCAUUGACCAUACCACACUGUGCCGACGUCAGUUCUGAGCACUGGAACAUCCAUUUAAAGAAGAGGACGCAGCAGGGCAAGUGGGAGGAAGUGAUGUCAGUGGAGGAUGAAUCCACAUCCUGUUACUGCCUUUUGGACCCCUUUGCAUGUCAUGUGCUCCUGGACAGCUUUGGGACCUACGCCCUCACCGGAGAACCAAUCACAGACUGUGCCGUGAAGCAACUCAAGGUGGCGGUUUUUGGCUGCAUGUCCUGUAACUCUUUGGAUUACAACUUGAGAGUCUACUGUGUGGACAAUACCCCUUGGGCAUUUCAGGAAGUGGUUUCAGAUGAAAGGCAUCAAGGUGGACAGCUUCUGGAAGAACCAAAGUUGCUGCAUUUCAAAGGGAAUACCUUUAGUCUUCAGAUCUCUGUCCUUGACAUCCCCCCGUUCCUCUGGAGGAUUAAACCCUUCACUGCAUGCCAGGAGGUACCGUUCUCCCGCGUGUGGUGCAGUAACCAACAGCCCCUGCACUGUGCCUUCUCCCUGGAGCGCUACACACCCACCACCACCCAGCUGUCCUGCAAAAUCUGCAUCCGGCAGCUCAAAGGCCAUGAACAGAUCCUCCAAGUGCAAACAUCAAUCCUAGAGAGCGAAAGAGAAACCAUCACUUUCUUUGCACAAGAGGACAGCACUUUCCCUGCACAGACUGGCCCCAAAGCCUUCAAAAUUCCCUACUCCAUCAGACAGCGGAUUUGUGCUACAUUCGAUACCCCUAAUGCCAAAGGCAAGGACUGGCAGAUGUUAGCACAGAAAAACAGCAUCAACAGGAAUUUAUCUUAUUUUGCUACACAAAGUAGUCCAUCCGCUGUCAUUUUGAACCUGUGGGAAGCUCGUCAUCAGCACGAUGGUGAUCUUGACUCCCUGGCCUGCGCCCUUGAAGAGAUUGGGCGGACACACACGAAACUCUCAAACAUUACAGAAUCCCAACUCGAUGAAGCCGACUUCAACUACAGCAGGCAAAAUGGACUCUAGUCCACUAUCGUUCAUGAGACAGUGACGGCCAGCUUCGGGACAUUUGCUUUAAAUGGGAAAGAGGCAGCUUUCGGCCCAGUGGCACUUGGGGAAUUCAGCCUUCAUUUACACUCAGUGAGAAUCCCUGGUUGAAGAAACUGCAUUCUAUAUAGGUGUAAUAUGUUAAUAGGGAGAAGUACAAGCUCUCUUAAAUAUAAGAGGGCUCUACUGUCUCGUCUGAAUCCACACUCGGGUUAACACUUUAUGAACUUUCUCAGAUUUGGAGUGGCGAGAAUAAAAGUGAGGGCACAGCUAGAUAAAAGGAACUGUGGAAAAAGAUGAGCUACAAUAAAGCUGGGAAGGUAGAGAUUGAAUAGUGCAUGUUUUGAAGCAGGUUUUUAAUGACGUGCCCCAAAGGGCCAGCUGAUUCUGGUACCAGAUUGUCAGGGUUCUCUACCAACUGGCAUCUGUGAUGUCAGCAAUCAUUGUAACGUUGGCUUUUAGAAGUGAAACGGGGUUGCCAACCCAUUUAUUUGUAGGACUUCAAUAACGUCGAGGAGGGCAUUUAGAAUUUAGAAUCUGAGUACAUCACACCAGCACCAGUUCCCCAUUUAUCCUAGCCACUUAGUGGAAACAAGACCAGAAGGUAAGAUAGACCAUAAACUAGUUCUUGCCAUGACCACCUUCAUUUUCUCCCAGAGACAAAUCUACCCACAUUUCCCCCCCCCUUCCUUACCCAUUACAUAGGAGUGGUUUCAAGGAGCAUAACUAAACUGCUCAAUAUGGAAACUUAUGUCUUCUAAGUCAACGAAGCAGAGCUGUCUCUCUUCCCAGCUAAGCCGCUCAAAUUGCAGAGUGCUGUUAGAACACGACAUAUUACAUGGAUUUGGAGGGGAGGUCAAAUCGAGCCCAAGGAAAUACAUGAACUACAGAUGCCACACGCCUUUGAGAAGCUGUCACUCUGGGAUGGAGGAUGAAGGUGUUGACUCAGUUGCCCAACAUUGAUAUAAGGGGCUGAGGGGUUCUGCUACACUUUUCAAUCCAGGUUCUUGAAACUUUCUAGUCUGUGUUAUCACAAUAUCUCCCCAUAGGGCAAUAGGGCAUCCUCCUUUGCCUCUCCGAAAAUCAGCAGAUAGUCUUUGGUCUAAAUGAUAGGGGUCAGUAGACCUGAGGAAUAUGUCGACCACAAUGUCCCAGAAACCACAUGCGUUGUUCAGGAAGUUUCAACAUCUGGUUGCUCAGCCUUAUCAAGUAGGCUUUUUCUACAAGACCAUUAACACAGGACUAUUGCUUUCAGAUUCUUUUUUGAAAAAAAGAAGUAAUGGUAUUGUGGAAAACUGAAGUCCACAGAUAAUUCGUGACCCCCCACCCCAUCUUAACAUGACUCCAUCUUUUAUACUAUUAAAUCAUUUUGAUAAGGUGUCCUGGUAGACUAAAGAUGAACAGAUCUGUUUCUGCUCCGGUUGAUGUUUUAAUUAGCUGUCCACAAUCAGGACAAGCAAGGUCAAGGACCUAGAUCAACCACGGGGCUGAUCAGCUACUUAGAAGUUGGCUUCAUUAGAAUAAAAAUAGGGAAAUUAGGGACUACUUGGCAGUGGGAUAUGGUUAUUUAAAAAAAAAAAAAAACGUUUUUAUAAGUCCCAUGUAGGAAGAAAAAAUGUAAAUCCCCACCGAAGUAAAAAAGAACUAGAGAUAGGUGGAAUUUAUGAUACCAUGGGUAAGGCAUUAAGAACUCUUAAAUGUGUUAGCCAUGUUCUCUAACUAACGUGUGGUAUAUGCAGUCCCCUGUAUUGGAUGAAAGGCUUUGCUACAUGAAAUCCAAAAGCAUCUUUCUUUUCUCAGGAACCAGAGGCAUCUAAUACAGAACAAGCAAAUCCUCUUAGAACUGCUGAGCAUAUUUUCAAAAUACCAUCUCUAGAUAAGGAAAACACCCUUUUACUAAUGUCCUCUACUUGUUUAUUCCUUCGGGGGAGCAACAGAGAGAAGGGCAUGAGAGUGUAAAUCAUCUGACACCCUUGCCAUCAUUUCUGAAGGAGCAAGAAGUUGAAGUAGAUGGUCAGUCACCCAAAAUGAACUAGAGAGUUGAUUGGCAUGGUGGUAUACAGAAAGAAUCUGCAUUGACUGUUGGAUAAUAACUUGCAGAAAACACAUUAGAGAGAACUUUUGUUAGUUUCCAUCUUGGAGAUGUUAAUAGGGAUUUAAAAAUCAUCCUGCCUCCCCCCCCCCCCGCCUUUCCUUCUAAUUGGCCUUAUAAUUGCUUUCUUAUUCCAUGCAUUCAAACAGAUUCUUUUUAGACCUGAUACUUUUUUUAUAUAUUAAAUGAAAAAUUUUAAUGUUUUCCCUAGAAUCUAAAUUAUUUUAAGAAAAGAGAUUAUCAUCAAUCCCUCAAUGUCUAGAAUUUCCUCCUAUGGACUUUUUUUUUUCUUUUCUUGGCCUGGGUUUUUAUAAAUGCUCAUGAUCAUCAUACCAUAUUGAGUAACUAAGGAUGCGAAUGAGCAUGAUUCACCUCUGACUUCUUCCUAAGGUUCAAAUCCAUCUGUCAGUCCAUGCUCCUCCCUCUUUUCCUUUCUCUUAUUUCUGCUAGAAUUCUGCAUAGGAUUUCUACAGAAAUGUAUGAAAUUCUGUGGCUGUCACAUGGCAGGAUUGUAUGGUAUUUUGCAAUAGAAUUCCAAGGAGAACCCACGUUCACGAGAUUCACAGACACAGCUGGGGGUGUGUCAGGGAGGAGUGGAAAAUGCAGACCAGAUAGACUUAACUGACACUGGAACUUGUGGUUACUCACUGUGACCUAAACCCUUGUUCUAUUUUAACAUUUUACUGUCACAACACAAACGCCGCCCCUCUAGAAACAGAGUCCCUGGUCAGUGCAAGUGCUUACCGCAGAAGUGUUAUUGUCCCAGUGCAAAACGAACCAAGAAAUUAAAAGUGGGCUGUGAUACCUGGUAGGUUACUUAGAAGUUUCACAAGAUAUCCCACUUAAGGAGACAUCUGUCAGUCCUCAAAAGCAUUUAAGUCUAACGGUCAUGCUUUAAACAGGACUUCAAAUUAUGCCACCAAAAGGGUGUACUUCCCAGCUGCACCAGACUGCCGCAUCAUAAAGUUAAUUUACAGUUUUUACAACAUUGCUCGUGCAGUCUUACUGGUUUACAUUAAAAUCCUUUAAGCCAAAGGAAGCUCACUCUAUGGAUUUCAAUGCAAACUUCAUUUACCGGUGCAGAAAGUCUCAUAAAACUCAGAUGUACGCCCACAAAAAUUUUAUUGGCCUUUUUGUAAGAGAUGAAUAGGAAUUGACACAGUUCUGUUUAAAGAGGAGAAAUUUUUCUCCCUUUUUAUUAUUUUUAUCUCCAG